Messenger RNA from Topomyia yanbarensis, 7522 nucleotides. RefSeq names its product protein amalgam-like. The record is from RefSeq and is a predicted model, not a curated record. Gene Ontology annotation, molecular function: axon guidance receptor activity; protein binding. Gene Ontology annotation, cellular component: neuronal cell body; axon; plasma membrane. Lineage: Eukaryota; Metazoa; Arthropoda; Insecta; Diptera; Culicidae. Gene Ontology annotation, biological process: synapse organization; homophilic cell-cell adhesion. Bases 1292 to 3025 code for a protein of 577 amino acids. The transcript is spliced from 8 exons.
CGCUGUUCAGUCUAUCGCGUGAGGGUUGAACGUUCGGAUCGGUUCUCGGUUUUCCAGGUUGUUUAUUCCUGCUGACUGCGCCUAAAUCGGUUCGACUUCGCUGAGUGAUUUCCGAUUGCGUACGGGCAGCACACAGCCAGUGAGUUUAGUUAGCGGUGGUGCUUUUACGCGGUGAGAGUCGGUGGUCGGUGGAAAGUGCAAGCAAGCAAGCAAACAACGGGGCGGGUAGAAUCGGAACCAAAUGCAUUUCUUCCGCUCUUGUGGCGCUGAAUAGAGUAGUAGUGCAUCAUCCGGUGGGGGCUGGUGAAAGAAAGCACAGGAGGUGCAUCCCGGUUCUGAGUGAAGCUGUGUAUCGUAGUUGAUUGCAUUACCGCAUCUGAUGGAUGAUGAUUGUGGAUCAUUUUGUUCUUGGCAUAUUUUUAUGAGCCGGUGCGGUGAGCCUGCCGUUCGUUGAAACCACCAGGUAGAAGUGAUUUCUGUGGAGUCUUCCGAUCGAGAGCAAAGUGCAGACGCGUGUUGAUUGAAAACGAAGGAAUAAUAAUACCAAAGAUUUCCUCCUGAUUUGCCGGUUGUUGGGUGCUUCGGAUGCAAUCAGCUGUGAACCGUUGGGUCUUCUUUUUCGUUAACCGAUUGAAAGGAAUCAAUAAUUUGUAUUUGAUCAAAGUGGAGUGAGUGGAACCGGUGGAAAAUUUUCGAUUGAAGCGAAUGCUAAUAGAAUUUGUCCUUGGAUUGCUAGGAAAUACGCAAGUGACGAUACCCAUCUCGAAUUUCCUUCGAAAAAGUUUUCGGCUGCCUCUUGAGCAAAUCAAAAUACACUCCAGCGAAGGUUAAUCAAAAACGCGCCAAGUUCGUUGGGUUGAUGGUAGAAGAAGAGCUGUUCGCGGAUAGAUUUUAUUUCCUCUUGAGUUUUAUUCCGUAAGCCAAAGUGGAAAAGUUUCGCUUCCUUUCGUCGUUCUCUCGACGGAAUCGGAUCAAAGUGUUUGUUGAGUCAGAAACAAGCUGUUCGCGGAGAAGUUUUGGCUGCAACAAAUCGUGGUUAAUAAAGCUUGUAGAAAUAUGUACAAGUGUACAGAAGUAAAUCAAAUUUAAGUGACCCAAGAAAAAAAAGAAACACGUUCAAGGUUUAUCCCAGUAUCAACAUAACCGCCAACAAUUUGAGUGAUUGCGGUUGACUUGUGCUCCAACAGAACCGUCCGCAGUGCGCGAAUACUGUAGCAAACAUUUGUGGAUUAAGCCAUCAAACCGCAGCAUUGUUGAACCGACCCAGGAGAACAAGAAGAAGCUGUUUAAAAUGUUGGAUAAACGGCGACUUACCGACGACCGAGCCUGUUACCGGAUACUGGCGCUGCCACUGCUGCUGGUGGGGAUGCUGUUCAUUCAAGGCACAACGACCUCCCCCUCGCAUUAUCCGGACAGCAACUUCUUGGAGGAAGACAAAUACUCGCCCGGUUUCCUGACGCUAGGACAAAAGUACAGCAUAGCCAUCGGGUCAACGGUGGUGCUGCCGUGCAAAAUUAAUGAGACAGAAAAUUCCAGUCACUACGUGCUGGCCUGGAAGCGGGACAUAGCCGUGCUCACGGCGGGGACGGUCAAAGUCACCGUGAAUCCCCGGAUACGGCUCAUGCCGGUGCAGGGACAGGCCGAUUCGCACGGUACCCUGUCGACCGGGUACAAUCUGGAAAUUCGGGACGUUCGGGUGAGCGACGCCGGUGACUACAUCUGCCAGAUAGGUUCGAUGGAGCCGAAAGAGAUUGUGCACACGCUGGAGGUGCUCGUUCCGCCCAAGAUUGAUUACGUCUCGCCGGUGAACAAACUGGACGUACACAAGGGUACCCAGGUGCGGCUGGAGUGCCGAGGGUCCGGCAAUCCUGCGCCGAAAAUCAUCUGGUCCAGGAGGAACAACGUGCUACCGAACGGUGAAGCGAACAAAACCGGAAACGUGUUCGACGUGAUGCAUGCGACCCGUCACACCAGUGGGCAUUAUAAAUGCACCGCCGAUAAUCGGGUCGGCCAACCGGACAGCAGGGAAAUCGUGGUCAAUGUGCUCUAUCCACCCGAAAUCGAAGUGGAACAGCAAAUCGUUCACAGUGGUGUUGGACACGAGGCUCAAUUAGUGUGUAUCGUCCAUGCCGAACCGACGCCCAACGUGAUCUGGUACAAGGAGACAACCCAGCUGGGCACCACCGAGCAGCAUUCGCAGCAGGUCCGUGGCAACAAGCACAGUCUAAUAAUUCGGAAUGUCACAUACCUGGAUCUGGGCAACUACACCUGCCAGGCUUCGAACAGUCUUGGCAAGGACCGUGGUGCCCUUACACUGAGCGGUUUACCAACGAUCUGUUACUUCGACUCGCCGACCCUAAGCAGCUACCGGGAUCAGUACAACAUUUCCUGGACCGUUCAGAGCUACUCCCCAAUCCGGGAGUACCGGUUGUUCUACCGACUACAAUCAUCGUCCAAAGCACAUCUGCUACAUUCGGCCGGCCACGAGAAGGUGCUUGAUAAUCACAUCUACAACAACCAGGCCGGUGGUACACACAACAUCUACAGCAGCAACCCGUACAGCACCGGUACCGGAACGCACCUAGGCGGCGAACAGUGGGAAAACGUGGUCAUUCCGGAGAUGCUUGCCGAUUACAACAGUCUCCACGGAGGACACUACUACAACUCACCGUACAGCUAUCAAUCCGGCACCCGGCAUCGGAUGAGCUUCCAACUAAAGAAACUGCAACCGGGCAGUAAUUACGAGGCACGUGUCCAAGCCCGGAACGAUCACGGCUGGAAUCGGUUGUCCAGUAUAUUUCACUUCGCUACCCGGUCGGAAGACAUGGAGCUAGAACCAUCCGCUCAACCGGCCGUGCACGGUGCCGGCCUGCUUGAUAAGGGUCUGCUGAGCAGCAGCGACGCGGCCGCGCCUACUUUCCAUAAAUCAUCGACCCAUAGCCUGCUGGUGCUUGUUCUGGCACUGGCUGCCAUCGUCGUAGGUGCGAUGGCACCGCAGCAGCCACAGCCCGUCUUAUCGGCAUGAUUUGCAUUAUUUCCGUUUACCAGUCCAAUAAAUCACUAGGCGAUCUACGCACCUAAUUAAGGCUAAAUAGAAUGGCAUACACUGCUACUACUACUACUGCUACGAGGAGUGUGUGGAAAAUUCACUGCCGUGUGGGGCAGAGCUUGGGUACAUCAGUCUACAUUCUUAAGUCAUCGUUCAAUGCCAUAGUCGAAAAUAGUGACAGAAUUGCGCCGAAGGUAUCCCAACCUCGUUCAACAUUUGUUUAGUUUGAGCUACCAAAUUCAGGCAAAAGCUCUCCCAUACAAUCGACUAUUUAAAUUUAAAUCUUAACUUGGAAUACAUUUCACAGUCAAACCAACGGAUUAUUAUAGUUCAUUGAAUUCAUUUGCCAUAUUUUAUACCAAAGAAGUAGGAGAAAUUAAAAAAAGUGAAACAAGAGACUUUGAGAAGAUCGCAAACGACACUAAAAAGAAAGAUAAAAAUAUGAUUAAAUCUAAAGAGUAAAAUAGUGCAUAUUUAUUAUGUAAACAUUGACCUAGAGUAAACUUAUUUUACAAACUGUAAAGUGGAAAAAUUAUCGUGGACCGUGUUAUCGUGUAGAAAUAAUUUAUUCUAUCAGGAAGACAGGAAAAGCAGCAAGUCAGUCGUAGUGAAAGGACCCAUGACCAGUAAAUGUAGUGAUUUUAGAUUGCAUAUAAUUUUGCCCGCACCAUUUUUCACACUCGAUCAAUUUAAACAUAAAUUCCGAAGCAUCGCGAAAAAAAAACUUUCCAUUUUGCUUUUCCAGAAUCAGUAAACUAUCAAAUUUUAUUACCUAGGAAGAAUAACUACUUGUAAGUUAAAUAAACAAAUUUUAUAGUUUAUUAAGGGAAAAAAACAUCAAAACAAAUGAAACUUAAGAAUAGGCCUUUCUGAACAUAAGCACACAUCACAGCAAGCUGGUCGAGGAAAAAGCGAAUCAGUAUUCACAUACACACCUACAGCGGCACCACGCGUUCAUUAUUUUAACAGCUUGAUGAUGUGAACGAGCGAGUUUUAAAACUUAUCACGUAAAUGUGAACAAACGCAUUUUACCGCCGAUUAGUCGUGAGAAAAUUUUCCUGUAAAUAAACAUUCCAUUUAGAGAGAUAGAAAAAUGAAGAAAAACCAAAGUAACACAAUAUCAUCAAAACGUUAAAACCAAAUCGUCAUAAAAAUUGCCAAAAAACUCGAAAAAAACUAUAGUAAAAGCUACGCCAUAUUACCGAUUGCUUGUAAACAAUGAUGCACACACACACUCAUACAAACCAUGUAAAUCUGAUUGAUUUUCAUAACUUUGUUUUUGUGGGACCAUGUUGAACGAAAAAAAUAAUAAACUGAUUACAAAAACAUACAAACUGGAGCAGAAACAUGAUAAAUCUGUCCAUUGUUGUGUACCGUCGAGUCCGAUGGCAAAACCAGUUGAUAAUUGGAGGAUAAUUAAAGCUUGUAUAUCAUCGAGGGCGAAACAAAAUAUACCGGCAACCGAAAAUGACAACGAUCACGAGAGGCAAAUAAAAAAUGUCCCGAGCUCUUGAAUUGGAAUUCAACCCCUUCUCACAAGGCUCAUAACCGCAUAUAUACAGCAGUUGUUGACAUUUUAUCUGAUUUCCUCGUUAUUCCACUACACCGGAGCCAGAUGAACAAAUUGUUUUUUUUUUGUACUCUCCGUAUCUUUCCCCCGUGUGCACUCCGCAUAUCAACAACAAACGGGACAAAAUACUUCAAUAAUUGAAAAACGAUAAUGAAGUAAUAAAUGACACGGGAAUAUUUUUUUUAAUAGUGUCGAAAACGAAAACCAGCGUCCAAGACGCAUGUGUGUACGCGCAAAGUUGGUCAGAAGCACACAAAUAAAUUCACCAACAAAAAAUCCUUUCAAUUAAACUAGAUAAGCUCGGACCAAGAGAACUGCGGAGAGAAAACAUCAUUUCUGGCAAGGUUUGCCUCGAUAUUGUCCAAUAUUAUCAGUACUUUACAAGCCAUAAUGGCGGCCUUCAUCGUUAUGUUCGUAAUACGUUAAAUACCCUUAAUUUGGCAAUUGUAGUAGGCGCAAAUACCUUAACAGCAACGCCCUGUUAGUAAUGUCGUGUGUUCAUUGAACAAACGUCCGACGCAUUGGGCUAAGAUAUGACGACCAAAGAGAAUAGGGAAAGAGACGAAUAGUGUGAAGCCAAAAAUACCUUAUUGAGCAGACCAAUCGUGCAAUGUAAAUAAACAUUACUCAUGCCUGAGUUGGAGGAGAUAAGUAUUGUACUUCUAUCAAAAAAGAAAUUUGAAUUUUCAUCAGAAUUUAGUUCAAUCGUGAUUGUAAGGUGCAUUCUAGAGUAUAUGUAUGAGUAAAAAUAAGCUUUAGAAUUAUUUCAUCUCUUUGUUUCGAAAUGCACAUCGUUUGAUAAACAAAUCCAUCGAUCGACAUACGGUUUGUUUUCAAAAUAUAAUAGGAGUCAUUUAAAGUGCUGCCUAUAGAAGCGGUUGCCAAAAUUCUAGUGUUGAAAUCAUCAUAAAGGGCGUGUUGCCGUUUUGACUGAUUUUCACUCUUCGUCUCUUUCCCUAUUCUCUUUGAUGACGACUAUUAAACUGGGUGAUGGCAUCAAGAAUUAUCCAGUAAAGCUCAGCCGGAAAUGAGCCCGGGUAUUGUCAAAGUAAGGACUGUUAACAUAUUACGAACAGCGUAAUGUUGGCUGCCAUAAUGGCACGUAAAAAGCUAGAUAGACUUUUCCAGCCAGAUAUUGAGCCGUUUUAAUAUAAUAUGAAGGAAAACAAACCCGCAUUCGACCUUCCAUCUCUUGAUUUAUCACGUUUUGGUUAUUCCGCAAAUUUUGAUAAACAUUAUUAAAAAAGAAAUUUACGACAUAUUUUGGACACUAUCUGUUGUAUACUUCCAAGUCAAGCUUUACAAAGAAACCUUUUCGAACACGUAAAAUACAAAAUCCAGACAGAAAAAAAUAUUAACCCUUAAAUUGUACAUUUCUAGACCUUUUAUUCAAAACGACAUAUCUACAAUGAAUGACUCUUUGUUUACUUUCUCUUCUGUUAAUAAUUCGGUAGUUUUAACAUUCAUCCCUCAACUCUUUGCAUAAUAUGCUAGUCAAAACCACCGUAUUUCGAUCUGCACUGUAAAAUAAGUAAAAAGUGCUACAGUGACGCCGUAAAAAUCUAAAGAUAAAGUAAACAAAGAAGUCACUCAUUUUAGAUAUGUCUUUUUGAAAAAACGCUCAAGAUUUAAAUUUACUUCAAGAAAGCAUUACUACUACCGGUUCGUCUUGGCGAUCGUGGAAUUGUGAACCGCUUUCGGUGACAUUUGUACAACUGCGAAUUUUGACUAAUUUGAAGCAAUUGGAGAUCAAUUAGCGAUGUUGAAACUAUAAAACCCAUCGAAAACUAUUAUAUCCUGCAUCAUACCAAACGAAUUGCAAGGAAGUUGGCAAUAAUGGAGGCAAAUGUAUGGAAAGGGUCUAAAAUAUGCAGGAGUCCAAAUCAGGUUGCUUACCCUACAGCGCGAAUUUGAAGGGAAAUAGACGGUUUCUGGACGUUUCAUUUAGCCCAGCAGUCGCAGUAGUGUAAAACUUCAAGACUAUUUUAAGGGGGUCUGGUGUAGAGGGCAAAAAAAUCGACUUCUUUUUUAUCCGCUUAGUUGUUAGUAUUGAACCUCUGGUACGGUGGUCAUGCUAAACUUCUUUUGUUUUAAAAAGCCUAUUGUAUUCCUCGCGCGUAUUUGCUGUGACACACGCAAAUUUCAAUCUAUCGGCAACAAUUUUCAAAAAACUUACAGGGAUAAAAAACAGUGUAAACAAUAGACUCAAAACUUCUACCCAAAUUUUUAAGAUAAUAUACCCAAUGGGCUAUUUUCUACAGCGAUUUUUCCGUGAUGCAAUUUGAUGUGGGCCACCCUUUAAUGGCGUUUUUCUCGAAAUCGCGUUUUUCAAAUUGGCGAACAGGAUAUCUCAAAAACUAAUCAACGAAUUGACUUGAUUUUUUUUAUUAGAAUGCACAAUAUUUGUAGCCUGUCGAUGAACCACAGAAAACUGAAUAAAACAAUUUUUCUCCAUAUUAUUUUGAAGAAAAAUGAACAAAUUUAACAGUAAAAUAUGAGAAUUUUCGAUUUUCAAUAAGUCAUUUUCCGAAACUCGAACUUUUUCCUUUUUUUUUGUUCAUCGAAUAACUGCAAAUCUAUUUUUUACAAAUCUUUUUGAAGUUCCUAUGUCAGACAAUUUUAUCAAGAGUUAUCGUGUUCGCCGCGGCGCUCUUCGACGUGGGAAUGGCUAUUCUUGUAACGCUCGUACGAGUGUCUCUGCGUGACUGAAAUUUUCUUUUCGUGUACAAUUAAUGUAUAAAUAAAUCUUAAAAUUACAUAAAAGAUCCAUUGUUUCCUUGCCUUCAAAGUCUUAAAACAAAAUAACGUUCAGUUUGAGCACUCUACACCAAACGUUCCCCUUAAACGCCAGAUAUAUAGCUGUUCGAUUGGAGUCGUUUUUGACCGCUGAAAAUAAACCCAAA